Molecule: messenger RNA, 954 nt
Organism: Acanthamoeba castellanii str. Neff
Lineage: Eukaryota; Discosea; Longamoebia; Acanthamoebidae
Product: Ankyrin repeat containing protein
Exons: 4
Coding region: 1-954 (317 amino acids)
Molecular function (GO): protein binding
Source: RefSeq, a predicted model, not a curated record
AUGCAAGGCGAGCCGCAAAUCGUGCGGCUCAUCCAUCUCGGCGAGACCGAAGCCGCGCUGCGUUUGAUCAGACAAUCCACUCAGGCUGAUGAUGAAGUGGGAGAUGAAGAUGCAUUCGAUCCCAACUACAAGACGGCAGGCGGGUGGUCGCUGCUGCACAUGGCCGCGCUCGGCGACGCGGUCGACGUGGUGGCGGCUCUCAUCGACGCCGGCGCCGAUCUGGAGGCCGAGGACAGGGGCGGGCUGCGGCCGCUCCACUACGCCGUGAGCUGGGACGCGCAGCAGACCCUGGCCGAGCUGGUGCGGCGCGGAGCCAGCCUCAACUGCACCUCCAAGGACCAGAUCUUCUACCUCAACAAGAUCAUCCCCGUGUUCGUCGUGGGCGGUCGCACGCCGCUCCACCUGGCCGUAGACAAGGGCUACUACGAGUGCACACAGAUGCUGUUGGAGGCUGGCGCGGACGCUUCUGUGAUCGAUUGGAGCGGCCGGACUGCGUAUGAUCUCGCGGUGAACAACAACCGCUUGGACAUUGCUUCGUUGUUGCGUCCCGAUGUCACUGAGCAUGUAUCGGCAGUGCCCAAGAACUUUCACUUCGAUCGCCGAGGCGUCGAGACGCGGCUGGGCCGGAAGGCCCCGCUGCCCUCUCUUCAUCCGAUUCCGACUGCAACCACCGGCGACAACGACAGCACAGCCGCCGCCGAGCCACCAGCUGCGUCGCAGACGGAUGACGAAGAUAAGGUCGCCGCCGCCGCCGAGCCGAUCAUGGAGUCGGGCGACCCGCGACCCUGCGCACCGCCCACGGGGGCAGCCGCGCUUCCCUUUUCGGGAAGCUUCGGCAGUGAUCAGGCCUCGAGUGGCGGCCGACUGGGCGUGCUGGCCGACAUGCUUCGUCAGGCCAACGCGCUCCUCAAGGAGGCCCAGCGACAAGCGGCCGCGGCCGAGCAUCAGCCGUAA